CAUUUACAGAAGAAAUUAUUGAGUUCGGGGAGAGAGAAAAAGAGAGAAGAACGCGUCUACAUUCAUGUGUUUAUUGUAAUGAUAACGAUGCCUGUGGAGGGGAGGCUGGGGGCCAGGCUGGUGCCCUGCUGUGUGUGGCUGUGUCUGGGGCUGCUGUGUCUCCUGUCCACCCUGCCCUGUUCCUGGUCCCAGGACCCCCUUAACGUUGGGGACCCCAAGGAUAUUGGAGACUCCAUGGAUGCAGAUCAGGGUGCCUUCCAGCCGCAGAGUGCACUGUCUGACAUGGAGUUCUCUUCCGUUGCCUCCUACCGCGGCCCCGGCAACAAUGACUCGCGUGGCAACAAGGACCUGCCCAUCCUGUUGUGGUGGAGUGCAGGACUCUUCCCUCAUUUCCCCGGAGACACAGAACGCAUCGACUGUCACACCUCCUCCUGUCUGGUCACACGCAAUAGGAAGGUUCAACUGUACCGACGUACCUCCUCCAUCAUCUUCUAUGGGACAGACUUCAGGGCCUACGAGGCUCCUCUUCCCAGACCCUCUCACCAGACCUGGGCCUUAUUCCACGAGGAGUCCCCCAUGAACAACUAUGUCCUGUCCCACAGCCCAGGCAUCAGGCUGUUUAACUACACAGCCACCUUCAGGAGAGGUUCAGACUACCCUCUGACCCUGCAGUGGCUGCCCUCCCUGGGAUACCUGCUCCAGCCUGUAGCCGUGUCUCUGGAGCAGAAGAACCGCUGGAGGAGAGAGGGUCUGGCCCCCAUCAUGUACAUGCAGUCACACUGUGACGUCCCCUCUGACAGGGACAGAUACGUACAGAAACUCAUGAAGUACAUAGAGGUGGACUCGUAUGGGAAAUGUCUGAACAGUAAGCCCCUCCCUCAGUCCCUGGAGGACACAAGCACGGCCACAGGGGAGGACGCCGGCUUUAUGAGCUUCACGGCACGCUACAAGUUCCACCUGGCCCUGGAGAACGGCCUGUGUCAGGACUACAUGACAGAGAAGCUAUGGCGCCCUCUCCACCAGGGCUGUGUACCAGUCUACCGCGGCUCCUCAUCAGUAGCCGACUGGAUGCCCAACAACCUCUCUGUCAUCCUUAUCGAUGACUUCCCAUCACCUCAGGACCUAGCCAAGUUCCUCAAGGCGUUGGAUGAGAACGAUGAAGAGUAUGCUAAGUAUUUACAGUUUAAGAAGCCGAGCCACGUUACCAACGUUGGCCUGUUGGAGGCACUGGAGAGCAGGGAGUGGGGCGUGAACGACAUGAGCAAACCCAACUACCUCAACGGCUUUGAGUGCUAUGUCUGUGACCAGGAGAAUACCAGACUGGCAAUUGAACGGGCCUAUAGGAAAGCCCCAGAGAAGAGCCCGCCCCCCCAGCCUAAGAUGGCCAAUAAUUCUCAUAUGGGAUGUCCUCUACCCAGCCCAGGGUUUGGAGACCUUCAGGAUCUACACAUCAAUGACAGCUGGGUCCAGAUGUGGCCGCAGGACUACUGGCAGAGCCUAGAUCAGGCUGAAGGAUUGGAGUCUCUCAUCAGACAUAACGAGUCAGACCCUGCACUGCUCUGGCAUCACAUCCAGGAGUUGGCUAUGAGGAGGGCCAGAGGACAGGCAUAACUAGUCGAACCCUGCACUGCUGAGGAACCACAUACAGUAGGAGAGCCAGAGGUAACUGAGAAAGUUCCUUAUUGCCAGUGUUUUUUGACAGAAAGAGGACAAGGAAAGAAAGCCAUCUAAUUGUCUAGAGACUUGCACCCCUUAACCAGUGGGGCCAAACGCAAACCUGAGAGAUGUGGACCAGCAAUAAGAAUCAAUGAACUGCUACUGAACUAUCGGUAGUGUAGACUAAAGGAUAGAGAAGAUGUACAAAAAUAUAUAUAUCACAGUACUGCUUUAUAAUGUUGUCCACUUGAGAUGCCUGGUACCCUCAUCUGUGGUACAAAAGGGCCUAAUUUGUGUCCAAGUUACAGUAAUGUUUUGUUAUCUCAAACCUGUCGCCAAUAGUUGUCUUUUCAACACUCAAUAAUGUACAUUUUUUAUACUCUAUAUUUAUCAUGUUUAUAUAAAUCAAUUUUAUUGUUUUUCUGAGUCAAAGCAUCAAUUUAAAAAUAAACGUUUGAACGAAAA
Molecule: messenger RNA, 2121 nt
Organism: Salmo salar (Atlantic salmon)
Lineage: Eukaryota; Metazoa; Chordata; Actinopteri; Salmoniformes; Salmonidae
Gene: pofut4
Product: protein O-fucosyltransferase 4
Cellular component (GO): Golgi membrane
Molecular function (GO): alpha-(1->3)-fucosyltransferase activity
Source: RefSeq, marked provisional